Physella acuta is the source of this 3511-nucleotide messenger RNA. Its product is annotated as autophagy-related protein 16-1. Gene Ontology annotation, biological process: autophagosome assembly. NCBI's taxonomy places the organism in Eukaryota, Metazoa, Mollusca, Gastropoda, Physidae. The record is from RefSeq and is a predicted model, not a curated record. Gene Ontology annotation, molecular function: protein binding; protein-membrane adaptor activity. Gene Ontology annotation, cellular component: autophagosome membrane; Atg12-Atg5-Atg16 complex; phagophore assembly site membrane.
GAAACAAACAUGGCGGCUGGCUCAAAUUGGAAGGCAGUCAUUCUGAGUCAGAUACAACAUAGAAAUCAUAAACAAACACAUCCAUUUACCAGCCUUAUACAGACAAAUAGUCGUCUAUUUGAAAUAGCCACAUCUUUGCAAACCAAGAAUGUUCAUUUGCAAGUUGAGAUUGAAAAGUUAAAAGAGGAAACAUUAAAUUCUCACGUCCGAGGGGAUGGAAUUAACAGCAAUGUCAGCACGCACCUUCUGGAACAAAAAGUUUUUAAACUGCAGGAAGAGUUAACUGAGCUUCACAAAAAAAGAGGAGAAAAUGCUCAGCAGAUCAUUGACCUCACUGCAUUGCUUCAAGAGAAAGAAAAGGAAAUGCAACACAAGGAUAGCAUGAUAUCUGAUAUGAGAGAAAACAACAUAGCCCUCAAACAAGCCAAGAAAACUUUAGAGAUGGCCAUGACAGAGUUGGAAGCCACUAACCAAAUGUUGAAAGAUGAGCAUCAAGCAUUGCAGAUGGCAUUCACAGCAUUGGAAGAAAGAUAUAGAAAAGCUCAGGAAGACAAUUCUGACCUUAUACAAAGAUGGAUGGAACAGAAAGCUAAAGAUGCAGAUAGGAUGAAUGCAGAAAAUGCUGAUUUCAUCAAAGCAAGACAACAAAGACUGGCUCAAGACCUUGAAGAAGCUGCUAAAGAACAAGUACCAAUUGACCCUGGCUCAACAUUUGAUGGUUUUCUUCCUGCUGUUUGUGUCGCAGCAUCUGUGCCUUCAAGAGCUCAACACACUUUUGAUGCCCAUGAGGGUGAAGUCUAUGCCGUACAGUGGAACUAUAUGGGUAGUAGCUUUGCCACUGGUGGUGCUGACAGAAAAAUCAAAAUCUGGGAGUACCACAACGGUAUUUGUGAAUGCAGGGGAACUCUGGUUGGUAGCAAUGCUGGAAUUACCUCCCUGGAUUAUAGCCAAGAUGACCUAAUGAUUGUUGGAGCUUCAAAUGACUUUGCGAGUAGGAUAUGGACUGUUAUGGAUCAAAGACUGCGGCACACGUUAACAGGACACAGUGGGAAAGUAUUAUCAGCCAAGUUUCUCAGUGAUUGUAAAGUUGUCUCAGGAAGUCAUGACAGAACUAUCAAAGUUUGGGAUUUAAACGUCAAAUCAUGUAUAAAAACAAUAUUUGCUGGCAGCAGCUGCAACGAUCUAGUUACAAUGUAUGGAACUAGUGUCAUCAGUGGACACUUUGAUAAAAGAAUCAGGUUCUGGGAUACUAGGGGGCAGGCGGAUAGUAGCACCAAUGAAAUUCUUUUACAAGGCAGACUCACUUCUUUAAAUCUUUCUCCUGAUAAAAAUCAGCUUUUGUGUUGCACUAGAGAUGACUGUCUGAAAAUAAUUGACCUUAGGAUGAACCAAGUGUCUUCAACUCUUACUGCAGAGGGAUUUAAAGUUGGCUGUGAUUGGUCAAGAGCAGUUUUUAGUCCUGAUGUUGAAUAUGCCGCUGCUGGCUCUGGUGAUGGGAAUUUAUAUGUCUGGAAUAUCAACAAAGGCAAAGUAGAGAAAGUACUUAAAGAACACAGCCAUGCUGUUUUAGCUUGUUCGUGGAACCCCACUGGGACCUCUAUAGCUAGUUGUGAAAAGGGCAAAAAGGUUGUGUUGUGGUCAGAUUACUAACUGAAUCACUGCUUGCUUUACAUUAUGGUGGCUAUGAAUUAACCAAGAUUAGAGAAAAGACAUGUAAAUCCAGCUUUCCUCCUGCUGUACAUCGAUAGGUCAUCAAAAAAAUCGUUAGUGUUUAUGUUAAUCAACCAUCAUAUAUUCAUCAAUCAUCAUAUGUUGAUCAACUAUCGUCUCAAAACUACAUUUUAAAAUGUCUGUGUUCUAAUUAGAAAAACCAUUGCCUGUAGUAAAUAUUACUCAAAGGAAAAAAAAUAUUUGUUAUUUCAAAAACAAUUUUUUUUUUAAACCAUCUAGUGAUAACUGAUAGAAAAAAGUUGUCCUUGUUCAUCAAUCUUCACCUUUACAUUCCAGUUUUUUAAUUUACUUAUGUCAGCCAUAUUGUUGUCAAAGCUGUUUAUCAAAUCUAUGUUAUUUCUGCCAUGACUUUGUAAUUCAUGUGUUUUAUUGGUUGACAGAUGUAAUAGUAAAUUGAUCAACAGGAAUUAAAAAAAUAGUUGUGUAUUUAGCUGUACAAGAAAGUUGUGUGAGCUGCAUGCCAUUAUGAAGUACUUACAUGACUGGAUUUUUGUACUGUCAGUAUGAAAUUGGUGAUAGCUGUUCCUAUAUAAACCCUCUCUCUGAUUUCUUUAUGCAGUCUAUGGUGCUCAAAGCAAGUUCACUCUUCCAUACAUGUCUUGACAGAUGGCAUUUUUAAAAAAAAUUACAUCGCAUUUUAUUUUUUACUAUUGACUUGAAUGUUUAACAGUUGUAGUUAUCUGAUUAUGUAGCAAAUACAUACAUGCUUGAAGAUAAGUUUUUGCAAUUAGAUAAAACAGAGUUACUUAGCUCAUACAGGUUAACACUUAAACUGUUCUGAUAUACUGAAUUCUUUGGCUGCUUUAGUGUGCGGUUUAACCAAGUCAUCUUCUGUUUUGUUUCUUAUCUAUUGUUUUUUUAAAGUUGUUAUUAAAAUCCAUUUUUAGCCAAGUACAUUGCUUGUUACUACACAAAGUGUUAAGUGCCCUGGUACUUACCUGCAUGAAAUUUUUAAAGAAUUUCUUCUUUUAUUUUUGUUCAACAUUAUUUACAGUAUGUGUAAAAUUUACAUUUAAAAAAUUUGUUUUAAAUAGUAAAAAGUAAUGUCUUUAAAUAUAAUACAUUGUUUUUCUACCCAGGAAGCUAGAUGUUUAGAAUUUCUCCCAGAAAUCUUUGAUAAAGUCAGUUGAAGACAUUAUACAGUAUAGCUGCACAAAAUGUAAUGCACAACAUUGUCUCAUAUUUAAAAAAAAACUGCCAAUGUGUGAAAAAUACUCUAAAAUAAAAAUCUAUCUACAUCUACUUGUAUACUUUUAUUUUGGACAGUAUUAAGCGAAAAGGUGCUUUGGUCAAUAGGGUAAACAUUUAGUUGAUUUAAAAAACAAAAGUUUCAUCUUUAUUAUAAAUUACAACUUCUGUGAAAUAAGAAUUUGAUUAAAUUUUAUUUUAUAAUUUGGCUUAAUUUCCUGUAUUUAUGUUUGUAAACUAUCUAUACACACUAUUUUAUGUUACCUUUGUGCUAUUAUACACUAACUUUUCUUUAAGUAAUGACUUGAAUAAAAACUGAUAUAGCUAUCUUAUGGAUCCUUACUAUACUUAUGCACAAUUUAUCCUUGCUGUUCAUAGUUCUAAUGAUUGCUUCCAAUUGUAAAGCUUAUAAUGAAAGAUUGUAUGCUAGAUAAAAAAUGUGAUAAUGAAAUGAGUUUUAUGAAAACUAUUGUUGAGAUGUAUAUACUUGUGUGUUUCGCUAAUGAACUUUUAAUUACUUUUUGUGUUUGACUUUUUUUUGUGCAAUAAUUCUGCUACAUUGCAGUAAAUUUGAAAUGAAAUAAAUUAUUGU